Messenger RNA from Onychostoma macrolepis, 2553 nucleotides. RefSeq names its product opioid receptor, delta 1a (gene oprd1a). The coding region runs from base 234 to 1358 and encodes 374 amino acids. The record is from RefSeq and is a predicted model, not a curated record. Gene Ontology annotation, biological process: neuropeptide signaling pathway; G protein-coupled opioid receptor signaling pathway. Gene Ontology annotation, molecular function: neuropeptide binding; G protein-coupled enkephalin receptor activity. NCBI's taxonomy places the organism in Eukaryota, Metazoa, Chordata, Actinopteri, Cypriniformes, Cyprinidae. Gene Ontology annotation, cellular component: neuron projection; membrane. The transcript has 3 exons.
GGCUAGGAUCAGAUCCGUUCAGAGAGCAGAGCGCAUCUCACACCUGUAGACGGCAGCUGAACAGAGGGAAACUUUCAUGCUUACUGUCGCUCACCCCGGCUGGACCUGAGUUUAUACUAACCGCUUCCGAUUCCUGCACAAACCGAGCUCAUAUUAUAGCUACUUCUAUAUUUUCCCGUUUUCAGAUCGAGUUUAAAGCGUGAAGCGCAACUUCGGGCAGCGACACUGAAGCGAUGGAGCCAUCCGUUAUCCCCGAAGCCGACAUGUCCGACCUCUACUCCAUUAACCCGUUUAAUGUCACUUUCCCUGACGAGGUGAUGGGCUUCGUUCCCGACGGGAGGAACUACACCGAGCCUAACCCGGUAAAGAGCCCCGCGGGAAUCAUCAUCGCCAUUUCCAUCACUGCUCUGUACUCCGUUAUCUGUGUGGUGGGACUCUUGGGAAACAUCCUAGUGAUGUAUGGAGUGGUCAGAUACACAAAACUGAAAACCGCCACCAAUAUCUACAUCUUCAAUUUGGCACUGGCAGAUGCUCUGGCCACUAGUACACUUCCAUUCCAGAGUGCCAAGUAUCUAAUGAACACCUGGCCUUUUGGUGAGAUUCUAUGUAAAAUUGUCAUAGCUAUUGACUACUAUAACAUGUUUACCAGUAUCUUCACCCUCACUAUGAUGAGCGUGGACCGUUAUAUUGCCGUGUGCCACCCUGUGAGAGCGCUGGAAUUUCGUACCCCCAUCAAGGCCAAAAUCAUCAAUGUGUGCAUCUGGAUUCUCUCCUCUGCUGUUGGAGUGCCAAUCAUGAUAAUGGCAGUUACCAGAGUGACAAACCAAGGUGCAACUGUCUGCAUGCUGAAGUUCCCUGAUCCAGACUGGUACUGGGACACAGUGACGAAGAUUUGUGUGUUUAUCUUUGCAUUUGUGGUACCAGUGCUAGUCAUCACAAUCUGCUAUGGUCUGAUGAUCCUACGUUUGAGAAGUGUCCGUAUUCUCUCAGGCUCAAAGGAGAAGGACAGAAACAUGCGUAGAAUCACUCGAAUGGUCUUGGUAGUGGUGGCUGCCUUCAUUAUCUGCUGGACACCCAUCCACAUCUUCAUCAUUGUCAAAACACUUGUAGACGUCAACCAGAAGAACCCCUUUGUGAUUGCCAGCUGGCACCUGUGUAUCGCACUCGGCUAUACCAACAGCAGCCUCAAUCCUGUCCUCUACGCUUUCUUGGAUGAGAAUUUCAAGAGAUGCUUUCGAGACUUCUGCCCACCCUUCCGAACCAGAGCUGACCAGAAUAGCCUUAACCGAGCAAGGAAUGCCACAAGGGAGCCUGUGUCAAUUUGUGCACCUUCAGAGACAGGAAAGAAGCCAGUAUGACUAGGCCUGGAGAGGGUCCCACGGGGGUCCCAGUCCAGAAGAGUUCAGCAGGACCUUCAAUCUGAGGUCACUCAAAUCUCCACUACUGAAUUCUAGGAACAGAAUGGAAGAGCCACUUCCUACAUCUUGGAAAGCAUACAGCUCCACAGUACUCAAUACUAUCUCAAGUUUUGCAUAUUCAGAAGAUAACCAGAGAGAUUGAGUUAAGCAGCUCCUCUCCUGCACCAUUUUUUUCUUUUUAUGUAUUGUGGAUUGGCCCCAGCAUUUCUUCGGAAGAAAUGCUAACACAAUGAUGAGCCUCUUCUGAGACCAAUGACCAAAACAGACUUUCGGGGUCCGGUGGAUUUUUCAGGGUCUGAAAUAUUACUGGUUUUGUGGACAUAACCCAAAAAUAUGGAUGAAGGACCAUUCACCUAAAGUCUGCAAAGAAUGGAUGAUUCAAUUCUCUGUGAGUGAAAAUAGCUGCUGUUACAAUCAAAAAUGAAAUCCUAGACAGGCUACAAAAGCAAAUAGUGAAGAUGGGUUCCAUUUAGAGGAAACUGAAAAAUAUUUUCAGUAGUUGAUUAUACAUUUAAUUUCCUCUAUCUCUCAGAUAUUGGACUGAAAGCGGACAAGCCUUGGGGAAAUAGAAAAAACUCAAACAAACAUGGGAAAUAGAUGUAAAAAUCUCCUCAAAUGUGGUAAACCCUAGUGAUGGAAACUCCGGGGGAAUGAUGGGAAAAUAUGUUUUGCCCCAGAACAGACUGCUGUCAGGUUGGAGAAAAGUGAAGGAAGGUAGUACGGUAUGACAUACAGACCAGAGAGUAUGUGGUUUGAACCCGAGCCUUGUGGAAAAAUAAAUAUUGAUGGAUUAUUAGCCAUUAUUGCUGAAGACCAGCUCAUGAUAUCAAACUCUGUAUCAACUGUGGCCUCCUCUCCAACUUACUCCAUAACUAUAGCCCCUGGACAAACUUAUUUUCUAAUGUUGCCGUUCUUUGUUCAAUUACAGUGAAGAGGUGUACAGACAGACAUCUGAAAUCCACCAUUUCAGGACAUUCCCAAUAAGGUUUACUUAAAGAGGAAAGUAAACCCUACUGAAGAAACACAAUAAAUUACCAUUUAAGAGUGUUGGAAUAAUGAUACAUUAAAUGUCACAUCAAAUUGCAUUAAAGUGGCUUAGCUCUGCCUUUACAAGAAAUAUUGAUUGUGUCCAGAA